AUGUUCAGAUCAGUUCUACGCACCAAUGCUUCCCUAUCCUUUAAAAGAGCAAUCCCAAUGGCUAGCAGACAGUACCCUACCAAAUUCGUUAUGCCUACUCGUCUUUAUAGUGAAUCAACUACUAAAUUAACUCCUGAAACCAUUCAAAACAGAGUUUCUGACGUUAUUAAAGCAUUCGGCAAUACUAACGCUGGUGCGAAUAUCACAACCGAGACAUCUUUCCACAAAGAUCUUGGUCUAGAUUCUUUAGACACCGUCGAACUUUUAGUAGCUAUAGAAGAGGAAUUUGAUAUCGAAAUACCUGAUAAGGUGGCCGAUGAACUGAAGACUGUCGGUGAAACAGUUAAAUACAUUUCCUCCAACCCUGAAUCCCUUUAA
Messenger RNA from Maudiozyma saulgeensis, 378 nucleotides. The record is from the annotation of a GenBank genome assembly. NCBI's taxonomy places the organism in Eukaryota, Fungi, Ascomycota, Saccharomycetes, Saccharomycetales, Saccharomycetaceae.